UGCCUCCACAUUAGCAGCGUAUGUCGCUCACAGUCUUGUGGUCAUGUUUCUCUCACCCUCUCACUGUUAGUAAUGUGAAAGACAUCCACUCCGUGUUGGAGGUGACUGUGUUGGAUGAGGACAGGGACAGGAGUGCCGACUUCCUGGGAAAAGUCGCCAUCCCACUGUUACGUAUCCAUAACGGAGAGCAGAAAGGGUACAUGCUAAAGAAUAAGCAGCUGACAGCACCGACCAAAGGAGUCAUCUACCUGGAGAUCGAUGUCAUCUACAACGCUGUCAAAGCUGCUCUGAGGACUGUGGUCCCUGCAGAACAGAAGUACAUGGAGGAAGAACCGAAAGUCUCCAAGCAGGUAUGUUUAUGUGUAUUUUAACUAUUGACACCGA
This is a messenger RNA of Monopterus albus (swamp eel), 384 nucleotides long. Its product is annotated as multiple C2 and transmembrane domain-containing protein 1-like. Gene Ontology annotation, biological process: regulation of neurotransmitter secretion. The record is from RefSeq and is a predicted model, not a curated record. Bases 21 to 371 code for a protein of 116 amino acids. Gene Ontology annotation, molecular function: calcium ion binding. The transcript has 3 exons. Gene Ontology annotation, cellular component: synaptic vesicle membrane. NCBI's taxonomy places the organism in Eukaryota, Metazoa, Chordata, Actinopteri, Synbranchiformes, Synbranchidae.